AUGUUUCUGCUUAGUGAGGAACAAUAUUUGUGGAUGGAUCUUUUAUUCGAACUGAGUGUGACUUUGGCGUCCCGUUGCGUUGACGGAUUCGUGACAGGGCCAGUGCUCGACAAGCUUUAUAAUGAUUUCGAUAUCAGACUAGAGGACCUCAGCAGACUUUUAAACAACGAUGAUGAUCCUGCUGUUGAGUCUGCUGCUUUCGCAGACUCUGGCGGGAAGACUCAAGCUGAGAAUGAUCGAGCAAAGGAAACUUCAAUCGAUUUGAGUGCUCUAAAAAGCGCAAAAACAAUCCAACGACGAUCACAAACAGAACUCAAAAUCAACGAGAAUCUUUUGGAGCUCAUAACUCCAACUGAACCACAAAAAACUGAGCCCCCAACUGUCAAGCCGACUCGCAAGCCACCUGUGACCCCGAAUGAGAGAAAAUUCUCCUUCUUUGCAUUUCGGCGAAAAUCGAACGAUGAAAUUGCAAUGGAUCGAAUCACAAACAUGGAGAAAUUUGUGCUAGAUAAGUCGACGAAGCUCAAGGAAGAAAUUGAAGAUUUAGAAGAAAAGUUUGAAGAAACGACAUCUUUCGUGAAAUUUUCGAUUGAAAAUCAGUUUUGGUCAAGCUGGUCAGAUUGGUCACCGUGCUCGACGACGUGCGAACGUGGCAUCAUGCGACGACAUCGUCAUUGCAAUGCGGAAACAAGCUGCAUUGGGAGCAGAAAGACUUGUGGUGGAGGAGUGAAAUCAAGGAAGAGAACGUGCAAGCAUGGGGAUAUUGGACAUGAAAACUGCCAAAGAAUCGACAGCGAAGAGUCCGUCUUAUGCAAUACGCAGGAUUGCUCUCUGUUGAUUAUAUUCGGAGGGAGAGAGAAUGAAGAAAAGUCACUGCUCAUCGAUCCGAUUUCCGGCGAGUUGUUCAAGUAUCACCACCAUCUACCAGAAGAAAACCAGCCUAUGACAUUUAUUGGCUCAUGUGCUGCAAUAUUUCAAAAUUAUCUGAUCGUAGCUGGCCAUGACCACAUUGGAAGGAUGAAUCAAGUUUUUAUGCUGAAGCAAACUCUUUGGCAGACUUUGCCUUCUCUUGAGCACCAAAGAAAUUCUGCAGCCUGUGCAGGGAUGGUCACAGAAUUAUGUGAAUGA
Molecule: messenger RNA, 1128 nt
Organism: Oikopleura dioica
Lineage: Eukaryota; Metazoa; Chordata; Appendicularia; Copelata; Oikopleuridae
Source: the annotation of a GenBank genome assembly